GCUCUAGGAGGGCGUGACGCUGCCCGCACGUCUCCUCCCCGUCCUUUGGCCUCCGAGAAGCGCGCAACGACUCCCACGUCCUCGAUUGAAUCUCGGUCGCGUUCUGAUCCGUAGGAAACGCAAGCCGGACUCUGCAGAGGCCCCGGGCCCACGGAGCGAUUGAAUCCCUCUCUGGAACUGGUAAAUGUUUUUUACCAGAGGAAACGUUUCCUGUCCAGUAAAGUCAAUGGCUUAACUUCGGCAAAUACUGGUGUGACUUUGCUUCUGCUAUGCUCCACGAAGCUUGAGUCUGAAGGAUACAGUGCUUUUUGUGAUGACAAUAUGACUCACAGUAAAGGAAGAUCUGUCACUUGCAAGACAAGUGGCAGUCCAGAUAGUGGAGGAGGUUUUGUAGAUUGGACUUUAAAUUUAAACACAAUUCAGUCUGACAAGUUUUUGAACUUACUUUUAAGUAUGGUGCCAGUCAUUUACCAGAAGAACCAGGAAGACAGGCAUAAAAAAGCAAAUGGCAUUUGGCAGGAUGGACUGUCAGUUGCAGCCCAGACCUUCAGCAAGAGGUCAGAGCCACAUCUGGACUACCACGAGUUCUCAGAGCAGGCUUUCCACAGCAGCAGUGGGCAUGCUCCAGCCAGCUGCAGCCCCAAAUAUGACGACUAUGCCAGCUAUAACUACUGUGAUGGGAGGGAGGCUUCAGAAACCACAGCCAUGUUACAGGACGAAGAUCUGUCCAGUGAGGGUGAUGAUGUUAUUGUGGAAACAAACCAGAAGCUACCCAAGGAGUCUAGUGGCAUCAUGGCUCUGCAGAUACUCGUGCCAUUCUUGCUGGCUGGGUUUGGAACAGUCUCUGCCGGCAUGGUUUUGGACAUAGUACAGCAUUGGGAGGUGUUCAAGAACGUGACAGAAGUUUUCAUUUUAGUCCCUGCACUUCUUGGUCUCAAAGGGAACUUGGAAAUGACACUGGCUUCUCGAUUAUCCACUGCAGUAAAUGUUGGGAAGAUGGACUCACCCAUUGAAAAGUGGAAUCUAAUCAUUGGCAACUUGGCUUUAAAGCAGGUUCAGGCCACAGUGGUUGGCUUUUUAGCAGCCGUGGCUGCGAUCAUCUUGGGCUGGAUUCCAGAAGGGAAAUAUUACCUCAGCCACUCUGUACUUCUGUGCUCUAGCAGUGUGGCGACUGCCUUCAUUGCAUCUCUUCUGCAGGGAAUAAUAAUGGUUGGUGUUAUUGUUGGCUCAAAGAAGACAGGCAUAAACCCCGACAACGUGGCCACACCCAUUGCGGCUAGUUUUGGUGAUCUGAUAACCCUUGCCAUAUUAGCAUGGAUAAGUCAGGGUUUGUACUCCUGUCUUGAGACAUAUUAUUACAUUUCUCCAUUAGUUUGUGCCUUUUUCUUGGCUUUGACACCUAUUUGGAUUAUAAUAGCUGCCAAACAUCCUGCUACCAGGACAGUGCUCCACUCAGGCUGGGAGCCCGUCAUAACAGCCAUGGUCAUCAGCAGCAUUGGGGGCCUUAUUCUGGAUACAACUGUAUCUGACCCAAACUUGGUUGGGAUUGUCGUUUACACGCCAGUUAUCAAUGGUAAGACUUGAAGGUACUGCUUCGUGAUGACAUCACUCUCAGGUACCCACCCUGGUCUCAGCACAUAGAACACUUUUUGGAAAAGAGCUGUUUCUCAGUUAUUUUUGUUACAUGUUGGUUGACAGGCACACAUGACUUAUAAAACUGACGUGACAAAAUACAGUAUUUUGCCUCUGAGUUGUCCUUUCCCUUUCUGGUGCACCUGCUGUUCUUAUAUUUGCUUUUGUUGGUUAUCUUAGAAGAAACAGAAUUAGCCAGAUUUGACUAUUACCUAAAUUCACUCCAUUCUCUAUUCUGCUAUUCCUCUGACACCUGAAAACCCUGCCUCAUAAUUUUCUUGCCUAUAAAAUGAAAAUUAUAAUCCUUAUAUUGUAUAAUACAUACAUUAAAGUAUGUUAAAAUAA
Cricetulus griseus (Chinese hamster) is the source of this 1977-nucleotide messenger RNA. The record is from RefSeq and is a predicted model, not a curated record. NCBI's taxonomy places the organism in Eukaryota, Metazoa, Chordata, Mammalia, Rodentia, Cricetidae.